Molecule: messenger RNA, 2246 nt
Organism: Chrysochloris asiatica (Cape golden mole)
Lineage: Eukaryota; Metazoa; Chordata; Mammalia; Afrosoricida; Chrysochloridae
Gene: FBXL18
Product: F-box and leucine-rich repeat protein 18
Exons: 5
Coding region: 90-2246 (718 amino acids)
Biological process (GO): SCF-dependent proteasomal ubiquitin-dependent protein catabolic process
Cellular component (GO): SCF ubiquitin ligase complex
Molecular function (GO): protein binding
Source: RefSeq, a predicted model, not a curated record
GGACGCGCCGGCUUUGAGCAUCCCUGGCCCGGCAGGUGGGUGGCUCCGGGGCUGUAGCUCCGGCGGCCGCUGUACUGUCGGCCCGCGACAUGGCCAGCUCUGGAGAGGACAUGCCCAGUGAAGAUGAUGCGGGCACCUCGGCGGCCACGGUGGCGGGCAGCAUCCACCUUCUGGGCUUCUCCGACGAGAUCCUGCUGCACAUUCUCAGCCACGUGCCCAGCACUGACCUGGUGCUGAAUGUCCGGCGCAGUUGCCGGAAGCUGGCUACCCUCUGUCUGGACAAGAGCCUCACCCACACGGUGCUACUGCAGAAGGAUUACCAGGCCAGUGAGGACAAAGUGAAGCAGUUGGUGAAGGCUAUUGGUCGUGAGAUCCAGCAGCUGAACAUGGCAGGUUGCUACUGGCUGUCGGGGGCCACCGUGGAGCAUGUGGCCCGCUGCCGCAACCUGGUGAAGGUGAACCUAUCGGGCUGUCACCUGACCUCCCUGCGCCUCUCCAAGGUGCUCUCGGUGCUGCAGCACCUGCGCUCACUGGCCAUUGACGUGAGCCCUGGCUUCGACGCCAGCCAGCUGAGCAGUGAGUGUAAGGCCACGCUGAGCCGCGUGCGGGAGCUGCGGCAGACACUCUUUACACCCUCGUACGGCGUGGUGCCCUGCUGUACCAGCCUGGAGAAGUUGCUGCUCUACUUUGAGAUCCUGGACCGCACACGCGAGGGUGCCAUCCUCUCGGGCCAGCUCAUGGUGGGCCAGAGCAACGUGCCGCACUACCAGAACCUGCGGGUCUUCUAUGCCCGCCUGGCGCCCGGUUACAUCAACCAGGAGGUGGUGCGUCUCUACCUGGCUGUGCUCAGCGACCGCACGCCUGAGAACCUGCACGCCUUCCUCAUCUCUGUGCCUGGCAGCUUUGCCGAGAGCGGGGCCACCAAGAACCUGCUGGACUCGAUGGCCCGCAAUGCCUGCCUGGACGCCUUGCAGCUGCCUAAGUCCUGGCUGAACGGUUCGGCGCUGCUGCAGCACAUGCGUUUCAAUAACCCCUUCUACUUCAGCUUCAGCCGCUGUGCCCUUUCAGGCGGCCACCUGAUCCAGCGGGUCAUCAACGGUGGCCGGGACCUGCGCAGCCUGGCUAGCCUGAACCUCAGCGGCUGCGUCCACUGCCUCUCUCCAGAUGCCCUCUUCCGCAAGGCUGAGGACAACAUCGAUAGCAGCAUCCUGGAGACACUGGUGGGCGCUUGCUGCAACCUGCAGCACCUGAACCUGUCGGCUGCCCACCACCACAGUGCUGAGGGCCUAGGCCGCCACCUCUGUCAGCUGCUGGCCCGCCUGGGCCACCUGCGCUCCCUGGCCCUCCCUGUCUGUGCUGUCGCUGACUCGGCGCCCCGGGCUGACCGGGCACCUGUGCCACCUGCCAUGCAUGCCGUGCCUCGGGGUUUUGGCAAGAAGGUGCGCAUCGGUGUGCCAUCAGUGCCCAGUCCUUUUGCCACCGGGCAGUCGGCGCCCCAGCCCUCCUCUGUCUUCUGGUCGUUGCUGCGGAGCGUGCCCUUCCUGGAGCGCCUGGAGCUCAUUGGCUCCAACUUCUCCUCUGCCAUGCCCCGCAAUGAGCCUGCCAUCCGCAACUCCCUGCCACCUUGCAGCCGGGCCCAGAGUGUCGGUGAUGCUGAGGUGGCUGCCAUUGGCCAGCUGGCCUUCCUGCGACACCUGACGCUGGCCCAGCUGCCCAGCAUACUUACGGGCUCUGGGCUGGUCAGCAUCGGCCUGCAAUGCCAGCAGCUGCAGUCGCUGUCUCUGGCCAACCUGGGCGUGAUGGGGAAGGUGGUCUACAUGUCCGCCCUCUCAGACAUGCUGAAGCACUGCAGGAGGCUCAAGGACCUCAGGCUUGAGCAGCCCUACUUCAGCGCCAACGCGCAGUUCUUCCAGGCGCUGAGCCAGUGUUCCUGCCUGCAGCGCCUGUGUCUGGUCUCCCGCAGCGGCACACUGCAGCCUGAUGCCGUGCUGGCCUUCAUGGGCCGCUGCCUGCACCUUGUCGUGUGCCACAUGUUCACCGGGGAGUCCCUGGCCACCUGCAAGAGCCUGCAGCAGUCCCUGCUUCGGAGUUUCCAGGCGGAGCGGCCGGCACUCAAUGUGGUCAUCUUUCCCCUGCUCCACGAGGGCCUGACCGACGUCAUCCGGGACGUUCCCCUGGUACACCUGGACGAGGUCACCUUGUUCAAGAGCAGAGUGGCCGAGGAGCCGCCCAACCUCUGGUGGUGA